Messenger RNA from Siniperca chuatsi (mandarin fish), 1108 nucleotides. It is a transcript of the gene aqp12, whose product is annotated as aquaporin 12. Bases 87 to 926 code for a protein of 279 amino acids. Gene Ontology annotation, cellular component: cytoplasm. Gene Ontology annotation, molecular function: channel activity. The record is from RefSeq and is a predicted model, not a curated record. The transcript is spliced from 3 exons. Lineage: Eukaryota; Metazoa; Chordata; Actinopteri; Centrarchiformes; Sinipercidae.
UGUGUCUCUGCAUGUGCCACGUUGCCAAAUAGUUGUUAAGUCAAACCCUCAUUCAUUCCUUUUUGAAAAGAAACCUGAUCUAAGCCAUGUCUGGACUGAACGCAUCUCUCGGAUACUUCUUGGCCGUUGUGAUUUUUGCAGCCUCAGUUCGGACACUCCUUAAAAAAUGGCCACGAUUUAGCUUUAUUUUGGAGUUUGCAUCUUCUUUCAUGCUGGUGGCAUGUUGGCUGGAGGUGCAGACCAUUGUGGAGGUGGGCGAGUGGGCCGGGGGCUUGGGUCCUGACGUGACUGUAACCAUGCUGUUUGUGGUGCUGCUAACCCACGGUGUGAUCUGUGGUGGUGCGCCCGGGAAUCCCACCCUGGUGGUGCUUAAGUUCCUGCAGCUCGAGGCCACCACCCUGCCCACUCUCCUUGCUGUUGCAGCCCAGUUUCUUGGGGCCCACCUAGCCCUUCUUGUAGCUGUCUACUACUGGAGUCUGGAGCUGACUGACAUGCACAUGAUCAAAAACCUGAUGGCUAGAGAGUGCAGCACAUCUCUGCUGGUCUCUUUGCUUCAGGGUUUUUUCACUGAGUGUGUUUGCGCGCUCAUCUUUCACCUGGUCCAUCUCAACCUGCGACGCAGAUCUGCUCUGAUCCAGGUGCCCCUGAUCGCCAUCCUCCUCACUUUCCUGUCCCAUACAGCCAGAGGCUACACCUCAGCUUACAUGAAUCCAUCCUUGGCCUAUGGCCUCACCUUCCACUGUCCUGGAUUUACCUUCACAGAGUAUGCAGUAGUCUACUGGCUGGGCUCUCUCACAGGCAUGACUCUGGCUCUGCUCCUGUAUGUGGGCCAUAUCCCGAGGAUUUCUACCAAGAACCUACUAUAUUUCCAGAAGACACGUUUCCGAGUGCCAAAGGGGGACAAAGGAGAAAAGAAGAAAAUGUGAAAAAAAAAUACAGUUUUUUAUUUUAUUUUAUUUUUUUUUUUUAAAAUCAACCUUUUAGGAAAGUACCUGACAAGAAAUGGUUAAUGGUCAAUAGGUAUUUACCUCAAGUAACAGUUACAUGCCUGUACAGAGAAUGUAAAAUAUUAAGCAUAAAAAAAAUUAAUAAAUUAAUUACAGUUUUC